AAAAAAGAAAAAAGUAAGACAGCCUUGAAUUUAUCAACACUGUACUACAAAACAAGUGAAUACAAGAAAGCACAAGCAAUCCUCGAAAGGGUACUCUGCGUUAACAAAGAAAUCGAAGACAAAGACGUAGAGGCGUCAUGCUACAGAAACCUAGGAGCUGUGUUUAAAUCUGUCGGUCAAUAUGCCAAGGCUAAAGAAUAUCUUCAUAAAGCGCUUACCACCAACACAGAAAUUGGCAACAAAGACGGACAAGCGUCAUGCUACAUAAACCUAGGAAUAGUGUUUGAACGUGUCGGAGAAUAUGCUAAGGCUGAAGAAUAUCUUCAAAAAGCACUUACCAUCAAGACAGAAAUUGGCGACAAACAGGCAGAAGCGUUAUGCUGCGGAAUCUUACGAAUAAUGUUUGAAUAUGUCGGAGAAUAUGCCAAGGCUGAAGAAUAUCUUCAAAAAGCACUUACCAUCAACACAGAAAUUGGCGACAAACACGGAGAAGCGUUAUGUUACAUAAACCUAGGAAAAGUGUUUAAAUCUGUCGGAGAAAAUGCCAAGGCUGAAGAAUAUCUUCAUAAAGCACUUACCAUCAACACAAAAAUUGGCAACAAAGACGGAGAAGCGUUAUGCUACAUGAACCUAGGAUCCGUGUUUGGAUCUGCCGGAGAAUACGCCAAGGCUGAAGAAUAUCUCCAUAAAGGACUCACCAUCAAGACGGAAGUUGGCAACAAAGACGAAGAAGCGUCAUGCUACAUGAACCUAGGCUUGGUGUUUGAAUCUGCCGGAGAAUAUGCCAAGGCUGAAGAAUAUCUUCUUAAAGCACUUACCAUGAAGACAAAAAUCGGCGACAAAGACGGAAAAGCGUCAUGCUACAAAAAUUUAGGACAUCUAGUAUUUAAAGUUGGCGAAUGGGCGAAGGCUCAAAAAUAUUUUGAGAAUGCUCUUCAAAUUAUCAGGGGGACUGGAAACAUCGAAAUGCAAUUUAGAACUUUCCUUUUUCUACAUAAAUGUUCUUUAAAAAUAACAGGGAACACAUCUGAAGCCUUAUCGAAUCUCAGGACAAGCAUUCAAAUUUGCGAAAAAAUGCUUCUUUCCUUAGGAAGUAAAGAUCGCCGCAAGAUAUUAUUUUUUGACGAACACGCGUCUCCCUAUCGGCUGUUUUGUUCAUUGAGUUGUUCUUGUGGGAAACCCUAUGAAGCCUUACACGUUGCUGAACUUGGACGGGCCAGAGCUCUAGCAGAACUUAUGUCAAAUCGGUACUCGAUUAAAAAAGAAAUAUCCCUCAACAUACAGUCGUUUGUUGACAUCGAGGAAGUAAUUACGAAAAAUGGCAACAGCACCUGCCUAUACAUCUCCUAUGACUACAAUAACGAUAUAUUUUUGUGGGUUUUGGCACAAGGGAAACCGGUAGCUUUCCGAAAAACGAAACUUUGUGAAAGCUAUGUUAGCAAGCACGGCAAAGUCUCUGUGGAUGACCUAUUUGGAAACGAAAGCUUAUUAAGAAAUUUUCACGUUUUACCUCAAGAGCAAUGCGAAGACCGAUCACUCUUCUCUUCAUACGCCAACCAAAUUACAAACGAAUCAAAUCUCUCAUCCUCGCGUCUUUCGUUAGAUGAGGAUAAAGUAAUCACGGACUCUGAACUGCUAACACUUUUUCACGUUUACAAUAUGUUGAUUGCUCCCGUACGUGAUUUGCUAGAAGGAUCUGAAAUCAUUGUUGUUCCCGAUCGCUGCUUCUUCCAAGUUCCCUUUGCAGCAUUACAUGAUGAAAGUAACCGCUAUUUAUCAGAUUCUUUCAGGAUACGCAUUGUCCCUUCUUUGACGACUCUCAAGCUCAUUCUGGACAGUCCAGCGCACUCUCACAGCGAAAAAGGUGCAUUAAUUGUGGGUGCGCCAAGUGUGACGGAAGUGUAUUUCGAGGGAAAGUUAAGGUAUCUCUGUCCAUUGCCUGGCGCAAAAGCGGAAGCAGAGAUGAUUGUAAUACUACUACCUAAAUCUCACCUUUUAAUAGGAGAGCGAGCAACAAAGCAGGCAGUUCUUCAGAGAAUACAGUCAGUGAGUCUCCUGCAUUUCGCUGCUCAUGGUGAUGCCGAAAGAGGAGAAAUUGCUCUUACCCCCGCCGACUCCACAAUGGGGACUCCACAUGAAGCAGACUACUUACUGACCAUGACCGACAUUUCGCAAGUCAGACUGUCAGCCAAACUGGUGGUCCUUAGCUGUUGCCAUACCGCACGUGGACAGAUCAAAGCAGAAGGCGUUGUUGGAAUCGCUCGAGCAUUCUUAGGAUCAGGUGCACGGUCAGUGUUGGUGGCAUUGUGGGCCUUAUUAGACAGAGCAACAGAGCAGUUCUUGAGAAUAUUCUACGAAAACCUUGUCCAAGGAGAAAGUGCAAGUGAAUGUCUUCACCGGGCCAUGAAGUGGAUGCGAAAUAACGGUUUCUCUGAAGUGAGGCAGUGGGCACCUUUCAUGCUGAUUGGGGAUGACGUGUCAUUUCACUUUGAUGAAGAAAAGUGA
Molecule: messenger RNA, 2505 nt
Organism: Porites evermanni
Lineage: Eukaryota; Metazoa; Cnidaria; Anthozoa; Scleractinia; Poritidae
Source: the annotation of a GenBank genome assembly